Molecule: messenger RNA, 753 nt
Organism: Haemonchus placei
Lineage: Eukaryota; Metazoa; Nematoda; Chromadorea; Rhabditida; Trichostrongylidae
Source: the annotation of a GenBank genome assembly
AUGGCGCCGUACUCGGUAAUGAUCACUGGAGCCAACCGUGGCAUCGGACUCGGUUUGGUGAAGGAAUAUUUGAAAAAUAAAGAAAUUCAUCAUAUUAUCGCUACUGCUCGAGAUCCAAAUACUGCUCAGCAUUUGAACGAGAUUAGCGAUAAUCGACUGAAGGUGGUGAAGCUCGAUGUGACAUGUGACGAUUCAAUAAAGAACGCUUAUGCCGAGGUCGAGAAAAUCGUUGGGGAGAAAGGUCUCACUGUUCUCAUUCACAAUGCCGGUAUUUGGGUUCCGUAUUCGACAAAUAUGGAACCAAAUCGUGCAACUCUCAUUAAAGUUUUCGACACAAAUGCAGCUAGUGCAGUUGUUAUAACACAGGUAUUCUUACCACUUUUGCGUAAAUCAGCUACUGCCUACGGAAAGGACGAGUUUUCACCUGAUCGUGCUGCCGUCAUUGGUAUUUCAUCGGGUGUUGGAUCCAUCGGCACCAAUACCUCCGGUUCGGGAACGCAUGGUUCCUUGGCUUACAGAAUGAGCAAGUCAGCGAUGAACUCCGUACUGAAAACGAUGGCAAUUGACCUUGAACCCGAACACAUCUUCGUCGUUUCGUUCACUCCUGGCUGGGUACGAACAGAUAUGGGAGGACAGAAUGCAGAAAUCUCGGUUGAAGAGUCUGUGGAAGCUAUGGUUGCUUCAUUUAGCCAACUCAAAAAAGAGCACCACGGUGGAUUCUUCCGACGGAAUCUGGAAACAUUCCCUUAUUAA